This is a messenger RNA of Gossypium raimondii (Peruvian cotton), 1065 nucleotides long. RefSeq lists its product as uncharacterized. The coding region runs from base 117 to 707 and encodes 196 amino acids. The record is from RefSeq and is a predicted model, not a curated record. Gene Ontology annotation, cellular component: dynein complex. Gene Ontology annotation, biological process: microtubule-based process. Gene Ontology annotation, molecular function: dynein intermediate chain binding; dynein light intermediate chain binding. The transcript has 2 exons. Lineage: Eukaryota; Viridiplantae; Streptophyta; Magnoliopsida; Malvales; Malvaceae.
AUGAUUCCCAACACCACCCCUGCUCACAUUAUAUAUAUUCAUGCAUCUUCGUGGCUCGACUUCAUAGACCAAAACAACAUUAUUACAACCAGACACAGAGAGAGUGAGAAAGAUUAAUGGCUUCCAAAGAGAAAAAGCAUAAGAAAUUAGGAGAUUUCUUGAGCACUUUUUAUAGGUCCAAUGCUAAAAGUCAGAAGCCGAAAUCAGAGCCUGCUGUACUGGUAAAUAACAACAAGUCGGUUUCACAGAGUUUAUUGUUGAAUAAACUGGAAAAUGGUCAUGCUAUAGAGAAAGCUGGCCGGAGAGGAAUCGAAAAAGAAGGUACUGAAGGAGAGGAAGGCGGCGGAGGAAAGGUGGUAGUUGUUCAAGGAAGAAAGUCAGUAUCCCACAUUGAAACGAAUUUAUCAUCAGUGAUUUCGUUUCUUCAGGUGAAAGUUUUGGUUGCCGACAUGCCAGGGUUCAUGCAAGUGCAUGCCUUCCGCUGUGCCAGAAGAACUUACGAUAGCUUAGAGAAGUUUAGCUCAAGGCACGUCGCUUAUAACAUCAAGAAGGAAUUUGAUAAAGUUUAUGGACCGGCCUGGCAUUGUAUUGUGGGCUCAAAUUUCGGCUCAUUUGUUACACAUUCAACAGGUUGCUUUCUUUAUUUCUCAAUGGAGAAGUUGUACAUUUUAAUAUUUAAAACAAAAGUUAGGAGGGUUGAAAAUUAAGAGUUAAAAAGAUAAUUGAAGGCUAUUAAUCAAAAAAUCUAUUUUUUUUUAAAAUUUUGUAUGUUUUUUCGUCAGCAUGAUGUUUGUAAAUUUUAAACAAAUUACUGUAAUAGUAUAACUGUGAAAGAUUAUUAUAAAUUCCUAUACAAAUUAUUUUAUUUUAAUGAUGACUCAUAAUCUAAUAGAUUCAACCAUUAAUAAUUCCAAGGAUAGGACAAUUUGCAUACCUAAUAACUAUUUAAUACUAAAUAAUAGUAUUUUAGAUGGGAAAGAUUUUACCAACAACUAGAUUUACAUCAUUUUAAUACAAAUAGUGACAGGUUAUAGUUUUUCGUUGUUUUACUGACUUUUUCUGAAA